Messenger RNA from Cydia fagiglandana, 2829 nucleotides. Its product is annotated as RNA helicase Mov10l1-like. The transcript has 20 exons. The coding region runs from base 1 to 2787 and encodes 928 amino acids. Gene Ontology annotation, cellular component: P granule; cytosol. NCBI's taxonomy places the organism in Eukaryota, Metazoa, Arthropoda, Insecta, Lepidoptera, Tortricidae. The record is from RefSeq and is a predicted model, not a curated record. Gene Ontology annotation, biological process: regulatory ncRNA-mediated post-transcriptional gene silencing. Gene Ontology annotation, molecular function: helicase activity.
AUGGCUCCGCGAUGUGGGGUGUGUUUGGAGGAUAAUGUGGAAGCAGAUCAUGAGCAAUCGCAGAAGCAUCUGAAGAACUUACUCUUGGACCAACUUGGGAAAAUUAACAAGCUUUACGCAGAGAACAGGAACGGCAUAGUGGUGACCAGUACGGUGACCCCAGUAGCGUACAACGCAGCACCGCUUCACGUCGAUACUGAGCAGUCUUUACUCAAAGUAUCCGUAAAACCGCGUGAAGGGGUCAACUUUUCAUUUAAAAUAAAGAACGACAAUGCCGAAGCCGACAUUAUCUUCAGAGGAAUCUCGAUUCCAAACAACAAAUUCAACUUCACUCUUCUCAGCGAAGACUUGAGUUUCGGUUCUGUGAGCUGCCGUAUACAUCCAAGGACAUAUAUGGAGGAAGAAGUAUGCGUGACCUUCGAGAACAGUGUCAACGGCGUGUAUAAGCAGCCUGUGUACUUCAUAUUCAUCCACGCUGACACCGAGGAGUACACUGUCAUCCUAAAAGAGAUGCUGGUGUUCGUGGAAGCCGUGAAGAGGAAGCAUGAGAAAGUGGACAGUCCGUACACGCUUCAGCCGGUGCUGGCUGACAAACUGGAGAGGACCACGGCGCACAAAAAGGGUCAAGAUGACGUUUUCGUAAUACCAUCAAAAGCUUUGAAGAAAAUUUUCGCCCGAGACUUGAAGGUCGACAACGAAGAUGUCACUGACGAGGAGAAAACGCUAGUCGAAAAAGUCAAGGCUACUUUCGAAGCUGGACCGGACGAAUUGAACUACAUACAGUUUUUCCACAACUUACUUUGGUACGAGGAGACUGUUAUUGGGGCUAAUUUGAAGAAUUACAAUAUGUCUGGUGUGACGCUGAGACGCAGUCUGUCAGGCAAAUCGUAUUCGUUGCUUGUACCGGGUCUGGCGGAGAAGCGACCGUCACUAAUGCUAGGAGAUUUGGUGUACGUCAGACCACACAACAAAACUGAAGUGAUGUAUGAAGCCAUCAUCACUGACAUCCUGGACAACUACGCGCAAUUCAGCAAGAUAUCUGCUAAGUUCCACAAGCUCUACAAGAAUGAUGCAAAGUUCGACAUUCGAUUCUGCAUGUCGCGCAUGCCUCUGGAGCGCAUGCAUGUAGCGGUGGACGACAUGCGGCGCGAGCAUAUGCUGACCAAGACCUUCCCAAGAGGCAACGAGCGGGUGCCUCCCAUCAGACGCAUCUCCAACUUCUACAACCCGCUAAUCGCGAACAACCCGGAACAACAUGCUGUUGUGGAACACAUCGUAGCCGGGAGCAGCGGCACUGCCCCUUAUUUGCUGCACGGGCCGCCCGGCACCGGCAAGACGGUCACCAUCGUCGAGGCCAUUCUGCAGUUGGCCAAGACCCGCACCAACCGGAUAUUAGUGUGCACGGAUUCCAACAUGGCGGCCGACCACGUGGCCACGUUGCUCAUCCAGUACGCGGACAAGUUUCCCGAGGAGGAGUUCCUGCUUCGCGCCAACUCCGAGUUCAGGGUUUGGGAAACUAUGCCAGCGAUCCUGGGCCCCUAUUCGAACGGCACGAGCCGCCAGUCUUGGGCCAGAGUGACCAUCGCCAAGUUCAUGAGCUACAGCAUCGUCAUCACCACGCUUGUCCACGCCGCCAAGUUUGCCAAGGAGCUAAAACAGAAGAAGCAUGAACGCGUGACCACGCACGUGUUUAUCGACGAGGCCGCGCAAGCCAGCGAGCCGGCCAGCCUCAUCCCGCUCUGCGGGCUGCUGAAGCCGGGCGGGGCUCUGGUCCUGGCCGGGGACCCGCAGCAGCUGGGCCCCGUCGUCAUCUCCCGCGAGGCCAGCAAGCUGGGGCUUGACCACGAGUUCAUCGACGAGGCGGCGCAAGCCAGCGAGCCGGCCAGCCUCAUCCCGCUCUGCGGGCUGCUGCAGCCGGGCGGGGCUCUGGUCCUGGCCGGGGACCCGCAGCAGCUGGGCCCCGUCGUCAUCUCCCGCGAGGCCAGCAAGCUGGGGCUUGGUGUUUCCCUGAUGGAGCGCCUGAAGCGCGACUGCGCCCUCUACAGCGACGAGAGACGAGAUCCGAACUACAUCAUGAUGCUCAAAAAGAACUUCCGAUCGCAUCGCGACAUCCUCAGUAUCCCUGACGAGCUCUUCUAUCACGGACAACUGGAGGCCAUGGCGCCAGUGGACUACAUCAGCAGCGUGGACAUCCUGGGCGAGAGGACAUCCAGCCGCGCCAUCGUGUUCUACGGGGUACCAUCACAAGAGCAGAGGAUCGGGAAGUCACCCAGUUUCUACAACGACUCGGAACUGGAAGUAGUACAGAGCCAUAUAACAGCUCUGCUGGAGGUGCACCGCGUGGCUGAGGCGGAUAUAGGCGUGGUCACGCCUUAUAUUCGCCAGGUAUAUAAAAUGAAACAGUGGCUGAAAGACCGUGAGCUGAACAUCGAAGUGGGCACUGUGGAAGGCUUCCAAGGCAAGGAGAAGCGCAUUAUCCUCGUGUCUACUGUGCGGGCCAAGUGCGAGCUGCUGGCACACGAUGCCAAGUUCAGACUGGGCUUCCUUGUCGACCCCAAGCGCUUCAACGUCGCCCUAACUCGCGCCAAAGCGAAACUGAUCGUCAUCGGCAACCCCGCCUGCCUCCAGAAGGACGCCAAAUGGCACCGCUACAUAACCAAGUGCCGCGAGCUCGGCACGUACUGCGGGUUCGACUUGGGGGAGACAGAAGCUGGUGAAACUGAGGCUAUGGACCAGAUCACGCAGAUUCUGCGGCUGACGAAGGCGCUGGAGAAUAUGAGGGUGUAAAUGCAGAACAUAUACUCUGACAAACCCAGUAGAAAAAAGCAA